CGAAGGUUGGCUGGAGAGACGUCGCAACAAAGGUAGAACCAAUUCUUCUAUGACUGGGUCUGUAACAGCAGGAGGCUCCACAAAUAUAACCACUGGACAACAACCCAAAGCCAAUGUGGCACACGCAGGAGACAUUGGUACUGAUCUCAGUGACAUACGUUUGAGCGGACCGAGCCUCGAUGACCAAGAUUGGUGUGGGUGAGCAGUUAGGGGGGCUCUUUUACUUGGCAAUGGGGGAACCAGUUCGUAUCAAUAAAGCAGCGUCUCUUGAUUCCAGGAGUUUGUGGCAUGCCCGGCUUGGACAUCCCUCACCGCAAGUAAUGGAUCUAUUGCCUCAAAUUAGUGAUCAGUUACAACAUGAUCAACAUUCUGCACCAUGUGAUAUUUGUCAUCGUGCUAAACAAACUCGUUCUAAUUUUUCAUUAAGUACUAGUAGAGCCGAUGAUGUUUUUGAUUUGAUUCAUUGUGAUAUUUGGGGACCUUACAGUGCAAAUCG
Messenger RNA from Cuscuta epithymum, 496 nucleotides. The record is from the annotation of a GenBank genome assembly. NCBI's taxonomy places the organism in Eukaryota, Viridiplantae, Streptophyta, Magnoliopsida, Solanales, Convolvulaceae.